ACGCCGCUGGCCCACCACCUGUACUCACCCGGCCUCGUGUAGUCCGUCUCCCCGCCUCACCCUCGCCUCCGGCCGCCGCUCCUCUCAGGUGGGCCCUCCUACCACCCUUCAGCGACGCCAUCUCGCAUCCAGCUUGCGCUGCGCUGCGCCGGGGUUGACGGGGGCGGCGUGUGUGAGGCUCGCCCAGACUGCGCCGGUGAAUCAGAUCGGACGCGCUGGUGUUGACGGCGCCGUCGCGGAUGCCGCAGCGGCAAAGUCAGACGCAGGAUGCGACGGGCCUCCACGCGGGGGUCGAUAAUCAGUUUGUGAUGCUGCGCAACAGUACUCGGGAGAAAAUAUUCGACUAUAUGGGAAGGAAGCCAUCCUCGGCUAUUUAUCAGGGGCGGCUGCCGGAGCUUGCGAGACGGCUCGAGGAAAUCUUGUUUAGAGAAUUCCCAAACAAGAAUGAGUACUACAAUAUGAUGAAGGGGGCGAUUGAGACCCACUUGCGGUUUGCCAUGAAAGUCUUGAGUGUUCAGACCCAGCAACAACAACAGAACCGAUAAUUGUCAAGGCAGAUAACACGCAUCCUCGCUAUGGGACACUGAUUGUGACACCUGGUAUCACGCAUGGCACAAGUACAAAUUCUGGAAUGUCUCAUGUGACUGGCAAAUCGUUGGCCCUCUGUCGUUUGGUGCAGACAUGGUUCCUCUGAACGCCAACAUGGGUACCUUGCUGCCGGGGAAGCUCCCGAUGAGCAUGUGAACACACUGAUGUCUAUGAAGAUGAACCAUACACACCAUGAUCGCCCCAGAGCAUGCAACAACAACCUCGUGAUAGACACAGUGGACACACCUGCAACCAACGGACUCUUGAAACCCUGUGUACCUGUGAAGGAGUCCCGAAAGGAACCAAAGUUCAGCUGCCCAGUCUGCAUGAAUGAGCUGGUCGAUGCGUCAUCGACCAUCUGUGGCCACAUCUUCUGCCAGAACUGCAUUGAGGCCUCCAUCCAGGCUCAGAGCAAGUGCCCGACCUGUCGUAGGACCCUAACCAGGAACGGUUUCCACCGCGUCUAACUCCCGGCGAUGGACUAACCUGGUCCAGCCAUUCUGGGCAGAGCAGAGCCUUGGCACCUGUGCUCCUCUCUCUUCUUGCAACUGUUUAUUUUCUCCACAUUGAUGACGAUCGUAACUCCUCAAGUGCCUCCUGCAACUGCUCCUCCCUCCACACUGCCCCACCCAUGAACAGCAUCCUAUCCCCCUAUAUAAGGGCAUCCAGUGACACGAUGAAGGGGACUUCCAAGAUCUAUCGAAGACCUAGUCUAGCCACUUAGCCAAACUGAUCUAGGCAUCUCGCCGAGAUCAACCAUCUAGAACUCGACGAGUUGCUCUUCAACUCGUCGAGACCCCCAUUGUAAUCAUUCUUUGUACUCUAUCUUCAGAUCAUCCCAUAUAAGCAAGAGUAGGGCCAUUCCUAGGGGCUCGAACCUGGGUAAAACGUGUGUCCCAUGUUUAUCUGACGACUUGUGGUUACUUUCCACUCUCAUACAUAUCUACCUGUGACUCUCCCUUUUUGGACUUCAAGAGAGUUUUCUUGCGUUUCAAAUUUUGGAAAGUUGGAAUGGUUGUGCCUGAAAGGUUUGAUCUACAUAUUUUAUUGGCAAUUUUUGUUUAAUACUAUUUUGAAAAUUUAGCAUUGCGUGGUAGUGGGUAGUUGGCGAGUUAGUGUCGUUAGUAGAAGUUAGUUUAAACAGCUGGAAGUCCAUCCAAAACUUUUUGCAAUCUGUGGUGUAUAACCAAAGCCACACGGCGCGCCAGGCUCCGCCCCCGGUCAAAACUAGUUUUAACACGUGGCAUAGCGUGUAGGGUGAUUCCGAAGGAUUUCUCUUGCAGCAAACUUUGUACCAUUAUUCUUGCCCAGAAGCAACUCUGUGACGAAGAGUGGUUAUAUAGAGCGGGAAGCACGCCGCUGGCCGACCACCAGUAUUGACUCUCCAGGCUCAGGUAGUCCGCCAUUGGUCUGGGACUGUGUAAGGCUCGGCUGGCUGGCUGCGAAGAUUGGGCCCAUGAAUCAGGUCGGUGGUGCUGGCGACGGGAUGCCGCCGCGGCAAAAUCAGAUGCGGGAUGUGGUGGACCGCUCAGCAGGGGUCGAUCCCAAGUUCAUGGUGCUGCGCAUCAAUACUCGACAGAAGAUAUUCGAGUACAUAGAAAGGAAGCAACCAUCGGCUAUCUGGCGGCGGCGGCUGCCGGACCUUGCGAGCCGGCUUGAGGAAAUCUUGUUUAGAGAAUACCCAAACAAGAGGGAGUACUACAAUAUGACAAAGGGGCCGAUUGAGCCCCACUUGCAGUUUGCCAUGAAGCUCUCGAGUGUUCGGAAUCGGCAACGACAACAGAACCGACAAUUGUCAAGGCAGAUAACAUGUUCCCCUUGCUAUGGGAUAAUGAUUGUGACACCUGGUAUCACGCAAGGCGCAAGUGAGAAUUCUAGAAUGUCUUUCGUGGCAGGCAACACUGGCCCUUUGUCGUCGGGUGCAAACAUGGUUCCGCAGAACACCAACAUGGGUACCUUGCUGCCAGGGGAAGCUCCCAAUGAGCAUGUGAACACACUGCUAUCUCUGGGGAUGAACUCUACACACCAUGACUGCUCGGGAGCGUGCAACAACCACCGUGAAAUAGACAUGGUGGAAGCGCCUGAAACCAACAGACUCUUGGCACCCCAUGCAUCCGUGAAGGAGGUCGCAAAGAAACCAAAGUUCAGCUGCCCAGUCUGCUGGAACGAGCUGACCGAUGCGUCAUCGACCAUCUGCGGCCACAUCUUCUGCCAGAAGUGCAUUGAGGCAUCCAUCCAGGCUCAGAAGAAGUGCCCUACCUGCCGUAGGACGCUGACCAUGAAGGAUUUCCACCGUGUCCACCUCCCGACGAUGGACUGAACUGAUCCAGCCAUUACGGGCGCAGCAGAGCCUCAGGCACCCGUGUUCUUCUCCUCGCCUGCAUUGCGGUCAUUCUAUCUACACAGGGUUGCCUCUACCAUUCAGUUUCCUGCCCCAACUGUGUGACUGGCAACAGUUUCGAGGUGUCGUUACCAAUCAGUCUGUAUCCCUAGCGCUAAAUAAAACCGUACUCUCUUUGUUCGGGUUUAUAAUAAGGUCUGUUUCUUUUGUCUUAAGUCAAACCAACUUGAGUUGUAUAUGUUGCUUUUCUCAUAAUUUGUUGCCUUAUAAACCUGAAUGGAGGUACCAGUGUUUUGUGUGGAAGGUUGUGCUUGCUAUCGUGUGAUUCAUGUGCAAAGAAAUAUAUAAUAUUUCGUUUUA
This is a messenger RNA of Triticum dicoccoides, 3289 nucleotides long. RefSeq names its product probable histone acetyltransferase HAC-like 1. The transcript is spliced from 9 exons. Gene Ontology annotation, biological process: ubiquitin-dependent protein catabolic process. The record is from RefSeq and is a predicted model, not a curated record. The coding region runs from base 2045 to 2908 and encodes 287 amino acids. Gene Ontology annotation, cellular component: SUMO-targeted ubiquitin ligase complex. Lineage: Eukaryota; Viridiplantae; Streptophyta; Magnoliopsida; Poales; Poaceae. Gene Ontology annotation, molecular function: SUMO binding; SUMO-ubiquitin ligase activity; ubiquitin protein ligase activity.